Xiphias gladius (swordfish) is the source of this 1006-nucleotide messenger RNA. RefSeq names its product phospholipid scramblase family member 5. NCBI's taxonomy places the organism in Eukaryota, Metazoa, Chordata, Actinopteri, Istiophoriformes, Xiphiidae. Gene Ontology annotation, cellular component: plasma membrane. Gene Ontology annotation, biological process: plasma membrane phospholipid scrambling. The coding region runs from base 1 to 918 and encodes 305 amino acids. The transcript has 7 exons. Gene Ontology annotation, molecular function: phospholipid scramblase activity. The record is from RefSeq and is a predicted model, not a curated record.
AUGUCAGCAGUGACCAACCAGCCUCUUCCUUUUGGUCGACUGGAACGAGAAAAGCACAUCCAGAUGAUCUUCAGAGCUUUCCAGAACCACUGUGGCCCUUCACAUGAGUGCCAAACUCACUCACCUGGACCCAAACCCCACCGAACGCCUCCUGACUGGGAAUCUGAUGAGCAGCUUUCAGGUCGGGCUCCCGUAAGGAAGAUGGAGAACGGCUACAUACAGCCACUGGAGAAAGUGAACUGGCAAGGGAUGGAGGAGCAGAACCUUGGAGGUGCAGCUGGAUCAGACUUCACGUCUGUGCUGGAAACAGUCAGUCGGAUUCACAUUAGUGCUAGGCCAGAGCUACAAGGUCCAGAGUGUGUUCCCAGGAGGAUCUACAGCAUCACCACGGGAGGCAGCAGGUCGCAGUUAUUUGUGGCCUUGGAAGAGAGUUCAUGUGUGUGUCUCCAGUGUUGCGGUCCAGCUCGGGCCUGUUCUUUGAAGGGCUUCGACUGUCAGGGCCGUCAGGUCUUUUAUUUUGAAAGGCCCUUCAGGGUGGAUGCCUGCUGCCUCGGCUGCUGCCUGAUGGAGAUGAGGGUCUACACACCUCAAAGACAUCUCAUUGGCACUGUAUGCCAGAGGUGGAGCAUGUUCACCCCUCUCCUGGAAGUGUGUGAUUCAGAAGGGGUAUCUGCCAUCAGAAUCCAGGGCUCCUGCUGUCCAUGUCGCUGUUUCUCCAGCCAGCAAUUUCAGAUUGUCUCAAACAUUGGUGAGAAAAUUGGCACAAUAUGGAAGAAAUGGCCUGGCUUCAAUGAGGAACAUAACACGGACCAUGAAUAUUUUGGGUUGGAGGUGCCACGGAGUAUGGAAUCACACCUUAAACUGCUGCUGCUGGCAGCCACUUUCUUGUUGAAUCACAUGUUCUUUGAGAUGAGCUGAUCAGUAAAAAGAGAACCAAUCAUUCGUAACAGAUACGUGGACUACAGCUACUGAGCCACACCAGCCAGGUCAUGCACAUUAUGGCACA